Molecule: messenger RNA, 2693 nt
Organism: Dermacentor albipictus
Lineage: Eukaryota; Metazoa; Arthropoda; Arachnida; Ixodida; Ixodidae
Product: Na(+)/dicarboxylate cotransporter 3-like
Biological process (GO): transmembrane transport; citrate transport
Cellular component (GO): membrane
Molecular function (GO): succinate transmembrane transporter activity; citrate transmembrane transporter activity
Source: RefSeq, a predicted model, not a curated record
UACGUGGCGUAACGUAUGCGCCAACUUCGGUGGAGGGAGGAAGAAGAAGCUGACGACGAAGUGCAAGCGGAUUCCGAAGUUCCAAGUCGUCACGGCCGUCCUCGAGCCAAGCUCCGGGCGCAAUGGCGACGCCACUCGCCGAUCGGCGACGCUGUCCACGCUGGCUGCACGACCACUGGAGGCGCAUCGUGCUCGUCUUGGUGCCGGCGCUUCUCACGCCCGUCUUCGUGUACCUGUCGCCCCAGCUCCGGUGCUUGUUCGAGAUCUGCGUGCUCAACUGCCUUUUGCUGGUCAACGAUAUUCCGGCCGCGAUCAGUGCCCUGCUGCCCGUGUUCCUGGUGCCCAUUCUGGGACCCAUGUCCACCGAGGAAGUAUGCGCCAUCUACUUUGGGCCCUCUCAGCUGUACUUCGUCUCGGCCACGACCAUCGCCGCAGCCAUGGCGGAGUCGACGCUGGCGAGGCGCGCCGCGCUCCACCUGCUGGUCAGGUUGGGACCCAGCGCCACGAGGUGUCCGCCUGCUGACGGCAGCCGCUCUUGGCAGCGUGUUCAUGUGCUUCGUAUUCAACUCGCUGGUGACAACGCUGCUGCUCCUCUCGGUCGUGGACGGCGUGUGUGACGAGCUCAGCCUCGUGCUCUUGGAUCCGCACAUCAAGCCGUUGCCCGAUGCGCGAAGCGACACAACGGUAGAACCGACGCGCACCGACAAGUUGCCCACGGCGGAGAUCACACGAGCGGACAGCACCGAAACGCAGCGGGCCUCCGUCACCGACAAGUCGGUUCCGGAAGGCGCACCGGUCCAGGGUCGCCGAUCCUCCGUCGCCGCUGAGGCUGCCGGGGCGGCCGCCGAGAAUGUUGCGCCGUCUCCCGGUACGCGCAGUCAUCGAGAGGAGCGGAGCUCCACGCUGUACGUCACGGCUGAGGACAGCGGACUCGCGGAGGGACAUCCCAGCCCUUUCCGACAGCGCAUGCGCGAGUUCGCCUUGCUGCCCGAGGGAAACAUGCACGUCCUGAAGUACCGCCAGCGGCUACGCCGGUGCCUCCUGACGGCCGUCAUCUACUGCUCAACGCUGGCUUCAACCGCACAGCUCCACUCCCCGGCCUUCAACGACCUGCUGGCAUAUAUGGCCAAGGAGUAUCCCGAGUACCACGUCCUGGGCAGGUUCACCUUCACUUUCUACUCAAUGCCGACCAUCUUCCUGUGUACCCUCUACCUGUGGUGUUACCUGCUGAGGAGGAUGAAGACGGAGCGAGCGAAGAUUCGCCAGGAUGAGCGUAGGCUGCCUCCGGGAGUGUUCGAGAACAGGCUGACCCUUCAUGGACACUGGAACUUCCGGGAACUCUCUACCUUGGCAAUCGCUAUCAUGGCGUUGGUCGUCUCAGCCAUUCCGAAGUCGGCGUGGACGUUCGUUUUCUCUAGAAGCCAAGUGACGCCCGAAACCCUCGUUCUCCUGCUCUCGCUGUCGCUGUUCUCGCUUCCUGCGCAGCCAGGCACAGCAUCGACAGCUCCGGUGCUGCCCUGGGCGGCGGCCAGGGCCCGCUUCCCCUGGAGCUGCAUGGCGCUCACCGCCUGCGGGCAAGUGCAUGUCGUGUUCUUCCAGUUCUUGUUGCGCUUCGGAGAAUGCAGGCAAGACCGACGGAACGGCGCUACGGGAAAGCAUUGCUUUGAAAGGCACUCCACACGACUUCAGUAAGUCGGCGUUGAACUCGUAAUCCUCUGGACGAAAGUGCAGCGAGCGCACUAUGCGAUUUUGCGGCUCUUUGCCAACGCGCUGUGGCAUAGGUACGGCACUUAACCACUUCGAACGGAGAGGUUCACUCGUUGGCACACAGUGAUAAGUAACGUUGGAUUCACCGCUGCAACUGCCCUUGGCCAAGUUCCGCGGACCGUUCGCUUCGCGCAUCCCACAUCACAUGGACGUGGCAUUCUCGCUGCAUGUUCCAAAUGCAAGUUUCGCGAGCCAGCAGAACCAGCCCAGCACGACGCGAUAACGAAACAACUGAAACUCCAAAGCGCGCGCGACGCAGAGUCGAGCGCGCAGAGUCGAGCAAAGAUGAAACCUUUCGACCACCCAUACUACUGAAGCGUAACGUCAAAAUGUUAUUUUUUCUUAGAAGCGAACAGAAGUAGACAAGUAGUAUUUUCUCCCGCCUUAUAACUUAAUGAAAUGAUCUUUUUAGUACGAGUAGUUGAAUACUAGUGACAUAAAUUGUGAUGAGGACUGCCUUCGUCAUCGGGCUAGUACCGGAAUGUCGCUGGGGGGUCUAAAAUGGUGUCUUGCAUUUACCUCAAUUUCUCGGUUACUAAAGCUCUGUUCGCGAUUAUAUUGACGCCUUAGACGUUCUAGAGCAUUGCUUUAUCACUUUAACUUGACGUCAUAGUAACCUUUAGUGUCCCUUUAAGCCUAGAGGCGGUGCUUCCAGCCUGUUCUUCUGUUAGUGGAGGUGUGUGUAUACAGGAACGUCCUAUAAUAGGUAGCUGAACCAACAGACUACCUUGACUUCGCUUGAUUGCAUGUGACUGCCCGAUUCCUCGGCCUGAACGGCCCCAGCGUUCGGGCGUGAACGACGUGCUGGUAUCGUGGGUGAAGAGCCUGUCCAAUCAGACGUCGCGGUUGUUCCUUUCGCUGCUGGGCGCCCUGUCCACAGUGACGGCCGAGCUGACAAGCAAGGACAGGGGCAUCUCGUUCCUCCU